CCAUGGAGACGGUACAUGAAGAAGGAGAUAGUGUGUUUGUGGUUAGUGAAUGUGUGUGUUUGCAGGGCAUACUCGUUCCACGUGAGCGCCGAGGGUCAAAUGCAGCCAGUGCCGUUUCCGCCGGACGCGCUGAUUGGUCCGGGCAUUCCACGGCACGCGCGCCAAAUCAACACCCUGUCUCAUGGCGAGGUGGUCUGCGCCGUCACCAUCUCCAACCCCACCAAGUACGUCUACACCGGCGGCAAGGGAUGCGUCAAGGUGUGGGACAUCAGUCAACCCGGCUCCAAGUCGCCUGUCUCGCAGCUCGACUGUCUGCAACGUGACAACUACAUUCGGUCGGUGAAGCUGUUGCCCGACGGCCGCACCCUGAUUGUUGGCGGCGAGGCAAGCAACCUGUCCAUCUGGGACCUGGCGUCGCCGACGCCCCGCAUCAAGGCCGAACUCACUUCGAGUGCCCCCGCCUGCUAUGCGCUGGCCAUCAGUCCUGACUCAAAGGUAUGCUUCAGCUGUUGUUCGGAUGGCAACAUAGCCGUGUGGGACCUGCAUAACCAGUCGCUUGUGCGACAGUUCCAAGGCCACACUGACGGUGCGUCAUGCAUUGACAUCAGCGCUGAUGGCACCAAGCUGUGGACGGGCGGCCUUGACAACACUGUGCGCUCCUGGGAUCUGAGGGAGGGCCGUCAGUUGCAGCAGCACGACUUCUCUUCACAGAUCUUCUCGCUGGGCUACUGUCCGACGGGCGAGUGGCUGGCGGUGGGCAUGGAGAAUAGCAAUGUGGAAGUGUUGCACGCGCACAAGCCUGACAAGUACCAGCUGCACCUGCACGAGUCGUGUGUGCUCUCUCUGCGAUUCGCCGCUUGUGGCAAGUGGUUUGUCUCCACCGGCAAGGACAACCUGCUCAACGCCUGGCGAACGCCCUAUGGUGCCAGCAUAUUCCAGUCGAAAGAGUCAUCAUCAGUUCUGAGCUGUGACAUCUCAGCUGACGACAAGUACAUUGUGACCGGAUCUGGAGACAAGAAAGCAACUGUCUACGAGGUCAUUUACUGACCACGCGGAAGCAAAUCUAAAAAACGAUCCGAGAAGUCAAACUACACUGCUUCCGCCACACAAAAACAACAUUAGCAACAGUAAUAAUUUGCAAAGCCCUAAGGACUGUGUUUCACAGCCACAGAACAGUGUUGGUACUUCUUAACAAAGGAUUGUGUUUCACAGCCACAUACCAGUGUUGGUACUUCUAAACAAUGGACUGUUUCACAUCCAUAUAAGAGUGUUGGUACUUCAAAACAAAGGACUGGGAUUCACAGCCAUAAAACAGUGUUGGUUCUUCUAAACAAAGGAUUGUGUUUCACAGCCAUAGAACAGUAUUGGUACUGUCUAAACAAAAGACUGUGUUUCACAGCCUUAAAAAAGUGAUGGUACUUUAUAAACAAAGGAUUGAGUUUCACAGUGUUGGUACUUUUCUAAACAAAGGACUGUUUUUCACAGCCAUAAAACAAUGUUGGUACUCACCAAACAAGCUAUUCAAAUCUAGUUGAGGCUUUGAACUCAUGAUUGUGUGUGUUGGUGCUUGGAGUGUACGGUAGACCAUGUUUAGCAGCCUUAGAGCAGUGUUGGUACUUUUCAAAUAAGUGAUGAAAUUUCUCAAAUUUAUUUAUAUGGAUAUCAGUGGCACAGUCAAGUUAUUUGUUAGUUUAUAAUAAUGAAACCAGUGGUACUGUUAUAAAAUUAAGCAACCAGUGAUAAUGGAACUCCUAAAAACAAUGUGUAAUUUUGUAAAAAAUGAAACUUACAAUAAUCGAACAAAUUCUAGAUUUGACAAGUGUAGCUUCAGUUAAUUUUGAAAAUAGCAUAAUAUUUCGGAAUCGAAUCUCAUGGUAGAUGAUAAAUAUGUAUGUACAGUAUAAAUUGCUUCACUCUACACUUGAUGUGAUUUUUUGUAAUAAUAUAUUGUUGAAGCUGGUAAUUUUGUAAUAAAAAGUUAUUCUGUAAAUUAUGCUUGAAA
Nilaparvata lugens (brown planthopper) is the source of this 2002-nucleotide messenger RNA. RefSeq names its product protein groucho. Gene Ontology annotation, cellular component: transcription regulator complex; nucleus. Gene Ontology annotation, biological process: regulation of DNA-templated transcription; negative regulation of canonical Wnt signaling pathway. Gene Ontology annotation, molecular function: protein binding; transcription corepressor activity. The record is from RefSeq and is a predicted model, not a curated record. NCBI's taxonomy places the organism in Eukaryota, Metazoa, Arthropoda, Insecta, Hemiptera, Delphacidae.